Molecule: messenger RNA, 1701 nt
Organism: Fibroporia radiculosa
Lineage: Eukaryota; Fungi; Basidiomycota; Agaricomycetes; Polyporales; Fibroporiaceae
Exons: 11
Coding region: 1-1701 (566 amino acids)
Biological process (GO): proteolysis
Molecular function (GO): aspartic-type endopeptidase activity
Source: RefSeq, a predicted model, not a curated record
AUGAGGUCUCAUGCUCUGUCGCUGCCUUUCGCUUUCUCCUUGUCUGUCUGCUUGUCCAAUGCCAUCAGAGUCCCGAUAACAAGGCACAAGCUGGACGGUCACCACCAGUUACGGCGGAGAGGUGGAACGGUCCCGUAUGCGCGCCCUGUUGUAGAUGCAGCAACCAGCUCGAGCGGUAGCAAUGACGGAUUAGACUUGACCACUGUAGAUGACCUGCUAUACAUUGCCAAUAUCACCCUGGCCGGAGCCGUAUACCCCGUGCAAUUGGAUACUGGAUCUUCAGAUCUGUGGGUGAAACCCCCUUCGAGUCCAAUCCCCCACACUAAUGUAUCGUCAAUUACUUACAAUAUGACCUAUGGCAUUGGUUGGGCCUAUGGAAAUGUGUCUUACGGCACUGUCGAGUUCGCGGGGGUCGAGGUCGCAUCGCAAGCGUUUAUGGACGUCUCUGACGCGUCAAACCCGGCUCUCUCAUACGGCGCAGACGGGAUCAUCGGGCUUGGCUUUGACUCAUUAUCUACUGUCGAUGCGUUAGUCAACCGAACUGGCGCCUCAACCGGUCGCACGUUUCUCUACAAUGCGUUUGCGCAAAACAAGAGCGAGCCCAACUUCAUCUCAUUCUCCUUGCAAGACGAUGCCGAUCCCGACGAUACUGUCCAGGGCUUCUUCUCAAUAGGUGAAUAUGACCCAAAGUAUACUGCUGUCGACAAAAGUUAUCCGAUCUCAACAUGGCCGGAGAGCUAUCCCACUCGAUGGAGCGUACUCUUAGACGCUCUUCUGGUAGGAGAUGAGGAGGUCACAGUAUCCUCUACAGUCUCCGGUGCACCCUCAAACAGGGCUGUUGUCGUCCUUGAUAGUGGCACCUCGUACACGUAUGCACCAACUGAGAUAUGCAACGCCAUCUAUGGGGGUGUGUCUGGUGCAAAUUAUGAGCCAUCUUUAGGCCAGUGGGUCGUUCCUUGCGACGCCGAGGUUGACAUUGCAUUGCAGUUCGGUGACUCAGUCUAUCCCAUCAACCCUCUUGAUAUGACGCCUCAAGACCCAGCCGACACUUCAAAGUGUGUAGGCACUUUCAUUCCUCAAACAGUGUCUGUAGGCGCUGGACAGUUCGAUUGGCUCAUAGGUGACAACGUCCUUCGUUCCGUCUACACGGUCUACGAUUUCGGCGACUAUGACUCUUCCGGGAACCGUGGUAACCCUUACAUCAAACUCCUCCCUCUCGUCGACCCCGAUGAGGCCUCUGUUGCCUUUCAUUCCAUCCGUGGCGGCACACCCGAAAAUAUCACUUACAACGCGGCCAACGUCUCGAGUGAUGCGUCCGGAUCGACUACUGUGUCGCUCUCAGAUGAUUUGGUCAGCUCGCUCAAUAGAGUGAGCACAUUCCUACCCGCCGUACUCGCUCUCAUGGCGUUCAACGCCCUGCUCCUCAUCGCAAUCAUUGCCGGCGGCGUCGUAUACUUCUUGCGGCGACGGAGCCGGACACGCACGCGUAAGACACCUGGACGCUCCAGUCCAAUGCCGAUGACAACAAUGUCUACGUACGGACUGAUGAGUGGUGACCCAUCACACGCAUACCAACCGGUUUCAAUGGCGCUAACUGAGGACUCAUUCGUUCCUCCUUCACCGGCAUUCUCUAGGCCGGGCUACCAGGGCGAGGGACUACGUUCACCAAGUAUCAUUGAGCGACCUAAGUCUGUGGCAUAG